Drosophila eugracilis is the source of this 1225-nucleotide messenger RNA. RefSeq names its product CDK-activating kinase assembly factor MAT1 (gene Mat1). The coding region runs from base 122 to 1084 and encodes 320 amino acids. The transcript has a single exon. Gene Ontology annotation, cellular component: transcription factor TFIIH holo complex. NCBI's taxonomy places the organism in Eukaryota, Metazoa, Arthropoda, Insecta, Diptera, Drosophilidae. The record is from RefSeq and is a predicted model, not a curated record. Gene Ontology annotation, biological process: nucleotide-excision repair; regulation of transcription by RNA polymerase II; positive regulation of cyclin-dependent protein serine/threonine kinase activity. Gene Ontology annotation, molecular function: cyclin-dependent protein serine/threonine kinase activator activity.
UUAAUCGUCCAUAAAUUUAUCGAAAGUAUUAGCCGGCAAAAAGUUGUUAUUUACGUUAAUACAUUAUUGGUGGAUUUAACCGUUCGUGGACAGUGUACAAAACAGAUAAAUCCUCGUCGCCAUGGACGACCAGGCGUGCCCGCGGUGCAAGACCACCAAAUACCGAAAUCCAUCGCUAAAGUUGAUGGUCAACGUUUGCGGCCACACUCUAUGCGAAUCUUGCGUGGAUUUGUUGUUCCUUAAGGGAUCUGGUGCCUGCCCCGAGUGCAUGGUGCCCCUGCGUCGUAACAACUUCCGCGUCCAGCUUUUUGAGGAUCCCAUGGUGGAGAAGGAGGUUGACAUUCGCAGACGAAUUUUGCGUGACUACAACAAACGUGAGGAAGACUUUGCCUCCUUGGCAGAGUAUAAUGACUAUCUGGAGGAGAUCGAGAACAUCGUAUACAACCUAUGCAACAAUAUUGAGAUUAUCGAAACAAACAAAAGAAUCGAGGCAUAUAAGCGAGACAAUCGAGAGGUCAUUCAGCGUAAUAAAACUCGUGUGGGACGCGAUGAAUAUGCCUUGGAAGAGAUGUUAGAGCUAGAAAAAGUCCAGGAGGAGGCACGAAGAAAAGAGCUUGAAGAGCUGGAGAGCGAGCACAAAAAAAAGAAGGCACGCGACAAGCAGGCACUGAUUGAGGAGCUGAUGUACAGUGGCAAGGAUGCCGCUCAGAUUGUCACCGAGUUUGCAGAGAAGGCGGAAAAGCAGCGCGAGGAAGAAAAGCAACUUCCUCCACCCAAGCCCGCCAACGAGUUCUCAACCGGCAUCAAGUUCGGUUUGACAGCUGAUCCCAGUCUGCUGCCCGUUCCCAAAUCCGAGGAAGGUCCGCUUUUCGUCUACGAACCACUAGUUGCUCUCACCGAAGGACCUGAAAUGCCGCCCACUAGUGAGAUUGUAACCAUGGGCUAUAUUGCCCACAUUCGCGGGGAAACUCCACAGGAGAACGCCGGCGGAUUUACCUCGACACUGGCCUGCGAACGGGCGCUUCAAGAGGCUCUGCAGGGCCUCUACUAUACGGCCACAGCGGGCGUGACUGCCGGAACAUAGUCUCCAAAAGAGGGGAGCUUAUGAUGGUCGCACAACCUGAGCACUGAACGCUUAAUUUGUUGAACAAAUGUGUCCUAUACCCAUUCAGUUAACUCGUAAACUUAAUAUAUAUUAAUGAAAUAAAUGCUAUAUUGUAUGUUA